Fusarium verticillioides 7600 is the source of this 618-nucleotide messenger RNA. RefSeq lists its product as hypothetical. The coding region runs from base 1 to 618 and encodes 205 amino acids. The transcript has 3 exons. NCBI's taxonomy places the organism in Eukaryota, Fungi, Ascomycota, Sordariomycetes, Hypocreales, Nectriaceae. The record is from RefSeq and is a predicted model, not a curated record.
AUGGCGGACAUAUUUCCAACUGGCUGCUAUGCUGCAUCAAAUGGUCUGAAGGAUCUAAGUAAAGAGCAGGUCGAGGAUAGUAUUGUUGUUCUGAUCGGUUGCGGACCAGUGGGUAUUUGUGCGCUCAUCGCCGCGCUAGAGUAUAAGCCCAAGGCAAUUCUCGCAGUGGACGGUAUCGAGGCUAGACUGUCGCUCGCCAAGAGUCUUGGUGCCGAACCAUGGAACUACCUCACACAGAAAGAUGAGCUGGAAAAGCGAGUCAAGGAAUUGAGUGACGGUCGUGGCGCCGAUGUGAUCAUUGAGGUUGUUGGACAUAGCUCGGCUCUGGAUAUGGGCUUCAAGCUUCUUCGGCCCUGGGGAAUUAUUUCCAGUGUUGGUGUUCACAAUGGAGAAAUUCCGUGGACUGGGAAUCAAGCUUACGGAAAGAACCUCACUAUCAAGAUGGGCAGAUGCCCGGUCAGGAGUAUCUUCGAGGAUUCUUUGAAGCUGCUUGCUAAGAAACAACAUCUCCUGGAUUUUAUGACCGCGACGGUAAUGCCACUGAGCAACGCUCUCGAAGGCUACGAGCUGUUUGACUCGAUGAAGGUUCAAAAGGUCAUAUUCGAUGCGGAGAAAUAA